AUGGCAAACGGCUGGAGUCUCCUCGUUGGCUUAAUUGUCAUCAUAGUAGCUUCCCUGGCUGCUUGGUUUCUGAGCCCGAAGGGCGAGAAUCAAACCGUCACCCGUAACACUCUCAUUCUCACUUUCAUCGCUUGUUACUUAAUGUGGGGUACGUUAUCAUCUUCCGACCCUAUAGCCAUCGCUCUCCUUCCUGGAGAUCCGGUGGAGAGCCUAGAAUCUAUUGUCUUCCUUGCACAGCUGCACCCCCUCAUCGUUCCAAAGAGGGCAGAUAUUCGACCGGACCGAGUCCCGAGAUAA
Penicillium taxi is the source of this 297-nucleotide messenger RNA. RefSeq lists its product as uncharacterized. Bases 1 to 297 code for a protein of 98 amino acids. Gene Ontology annotation, molecular function: proton-transporting ATPase activity, rotational mechanism. Gene Ontology annotation, biological process: proton transmembrane transport; vacuolar acidification. The record is from RefSeq and is a predicted model, not a curated record. The transcript is spliced from 4 exons. Gene Ontology annotation, cellular component: vacuolar proton-transporting V-type ATPase, V0 domain. NCBI's taxonomy places the organism in Eukaryota, Fungi, Ascomycota, Eurotiomycetes, Eurotiales, Aspergillaceae.